Paramecium sonneborni is the source of this 3084-nucleotide messenger RNA. Lineage: Eukaryota; Ciliophora; Oligohymenophorea; Peniculida; Parameciidae. The record is from the annotation of a GenBank genome assembly.
AUGUCAUAUAUUAGUUUUAAGGUAAUAGCAGAGACGAGAUAUUCAUAAAUUAUUCGUAUUUGUGGUAAUCAUCCUUCCCUUGGAUAAUGGAAUCCUCAAAAUUCUUAUCCAUUAUACACUAAAUGCGAAACUUACCCUGAAUGGAGCCAUGAGAGCAAAAUUCAAAUUGAUCCAAGUUAAUUAUAGUUUUAAGCCAAUAGGUUUUAAUUUAGAAUUCAAAUGCCUUAUUCAAGAUGGAGAUAAUUUUAUUUGGGAGACCAUCGAAAACAGAAUACAUAAGUGUGAUUUUAGACGCAACUUCCUUUAUAUCACAUUCAAUAAACCAACUAUGAACAUUAGAUAAUUUUAAAAAUAUGAAAUCUCUCAUGAAUUUGUACAAGAAGAACUAGGUAUAUAUCGAAGCCUAAUGCAUUUUAGUUAGAGUUUAAAGACUUAAUCGAUCAAGAGAUUAUGAUCCUUUUGAUAAUGCUUUUGAUUCAGUAUGAUAAUCUUUAAAUAUAAAGUCUGAUAAUGAAAGCCUCUCAGAAUUAACAACAGAGAUAAGAGGACUCACAAAUAUCUCAAUUAAUUAAUUAGAAAUUGAUUGGAAAUAAUUAAUAAAAGUAUUACAAUUACUUUAUCCUAAUUAGAGUCAUUUUGAAUGUAAACAAAAAUUAAAGUCAAUAUCUAAAUUGAGAAAAAUUUCUGAAUAAUAUGGAUCAUCUGAUUUGAUUUUCGAUUUCAAAAGAAAGCGUUCUUCAUCAACUUAAGUAUUUACAGAUUCUUAUGUGAUUUGUUUAUCAUUUAAGAUACCUAUUAAAAUAAUCUAAACUAAUUAAUUUUGUAAAGUGACAAAUAAAAAGGGUAUCUCGAUGUUCAUUAUGUUUAGAUAUUACAAAUAAAUACAAUUUUUAAUUAACUUCUGAUCCUUAUUACAAUAAUAUGUACAAUCUAUUUAGUAACAGAUUAAGUUUAAAGGCAAUUUGGAUAGGAUGGAUUGGAAUUUAAGUUGCAGAUGAGAAUGAAUUUAUUCUUAUAUAACAACAUGUGUAUGAUUAGUACAAAUGCUUUGGAAUUAAGUUAGACGAUGCUUUAUUAAGCUGUUUUUCUUAGCUAAUAACCCCAGUCUUUAAUAACCUAACUCCAUAAUUGAAAUUACAUUCUGAAGAUGAUUAUAUGCAAAUUAAUAAAAUAUUUGCAAAAUAUGUUUAAGAGGCAGUAUAAUGUACAUUAUUUUAAAACUAAUUUUGCCAUUUACAUUCUAUUUUCAUUUUUGACUAUCAUCUCUUUUUAGUUCCAAUUUAUAUAAAGGAAGAAUUGAUCAAGAAAAAUGAAAAUAGACCAAGAAUAUGUACAAUAAUGAGAAGAUCGUUUCCAAACCCUAAAUAAAUUCGAAUUCUAUCAUGCAGCGAAAACAUAUUAUCCUCUAUAUUAAUGAGUGAUUUAAUCUCCUUAAUCUAAUUAAAAGAUUUGUAUUAAUUUAUGCAGUGCUUACCUUAAAAAUACCAAAAACUUACUAAGAUAUCUGAUAUGAGUGCAUUUACUAUUGAAGUUUUAGGUAGAUAAAUUAUUUUAGAUUAUGGGAGUGUUGGAUUAAAUAUAAAAUAAUAAUAAAAUAUAAUAAGCAUAUAAGAAACAACUAAAGAAAAAUAGUUUACACUUCUUGGAGUUGAUAGUUUAUCACUUCUAAGUGGUCUGCCAUAGAAAUUCAAAAUAAUUGAAUAAAUUUAUCUGUUAAAGUAACAACAAAUUAGAUUAAUUCAGGUUUUAUAUACAAAUAAUGAUGAAGAUUACGAAAGCAAUUCUUAAUUAUUAAAAUACUAUGAAGAAAUAAUGACUCAAGCAAAAUAAAUUAAUCAAAAUUAUCAAUAAGAUCUAAUUUAAAUUAAACUCGAUCUUUCUUAAAAUGAAUUAAUCAAACUUUAUGAAACGUCUGAUGUUUUCAUCAAAUGCUCAUUGAGAGAUAGCAUUUCUUCAAACUAUUUAGAAUAUAUAUAUUUUCGAUAGUUGAGAAAGAAAGCAGCUAAAUUAGUCUCAAGCUAAUGGUAUUCAUUAAAUGUUGAUCAUAGAAAAAUCAAUCCAAAUAACUCUAAAGAAUCAGCUUAAACAAUUUUGAAUUACUUGAAUGAUUAAAGUCCAAAAUUUAUUAUUGUUCCAAACAGUAAUGAUUGGUUACACAGUUUAAAUGAUCACUUGAGUUAUUGUGAAGAUUUUUGGUUUGAUAAAUAAUUGUAUCAUUCAGCCAAAGAAUUUACAUUAGGUUUAAAAGAUAAAAGCUUUUGUUAAAUUGAGAAAACUAACGUUGUGUCUAAAUAUUUUAAUCGAAAUUUUUAGGAUAAUUAAAAAAUUAUAAUUCUUGCUUUUACUCAAAAAUUUUUAAAGAAAAUACCAAAAUUAGACUAAUUAAUUUAAGUAUUUGAAAAGUUAGCUCAAGAUGAUAAUAAUACUCUAAUUAUUGUCUCUGAUUAAAAUUGUGAAAUUUUGGAUUUGAACUUUGGAUCCAUUAAUAAUUUAUAUCUAAUUGCUUAGGAUGGACUUUUCAUUAAAUAAAAUAAUAAAACAAAUUUCUAAUCAAUUAUAGAGUAGAAUGAAUAAUUAAAAGCAAAAUUAUAAUCAUUGUCAUUUUUGGAACAUUUAAAUUUAACAGAAAAAAAUUAAAUUUAUACAUUGUCUUUGAAAGAGCAAAUUAAAUUUACAAAUGCUGCUGCAAAUGUUUUUCUAUCAAAUUUGAUUUAAGAAAUAAAAUUAGAAUUCGAUGAUUAUUUAAUAUUUUAAGAAAAUUAUUCAAUAAAGAUUAAACAUCAAUAUUAACAAAUUGAAGAAUUAUUGAAAAUUAUAAUAAUAAAUGAAACAAAUUAAAAGGGAUUGAUUUCAUUUGCUAAUAUUAUUUCAUUUGAUAGAGGAUGGUUGGAAAAGAUUUUGCAAAUUUUUUAUUUUGCAACUAUACCAUUAAACAAAGUAUUUUUUAAAUUUAAAUAUAGAAAUUUCAUUGUAUUUCAAUUUCUGAUUAGAUUGAAAAGAAUAGUAAUUUAGUUAUAGAAUCUAUGUUAGAAUUAAUAAAAUUGCUUAAUAGUUAUGUUUUGGAGAGAUAAGAUCAAAAAUUGA